AUCUGUUCGGCUUUGUUCGGUAUCUGCUGUUUUGAUUUUUGUUCCGCAAAAAAUUACUGUAUUGUUAUGUUGCUACCGUAUAUGAAUGCAUAAAUAUAACGAAUUUAGUUUAUAUUUGGUUAACCGUUAACUGUUGGCUGUUCUCUGCGGUAACGGUCGUAGCAGUUAAGCUCAAGGUUCGAAUUCCUUUCUGGUCGUUCGGUGUUUGUUUUGUAACUUUUGUUUGGUGUUUGGCGAACUGUUAGGUAUUAAUCGUGAAGUAUGGAGACCAGCCGUGAGCAGCAUCCUUCAACUUGCACAACGCAGUACUGGCUGUACGAAAUGGACGAGCGUUUCCAUUACACGGAGUGCGAUGGAAAAUGGAUGUAUUUCUUCCCACGAUCCGUCAUCGAUGAUCGCUGGAAGGAAGCUGUCGAGCUCUACAAUGCAGGCAAACUGCCAGGCAUUGCGUCCAUGAAAGUCAGCACAGCGGUACCGAAUCCGCGCGCCAGCAGCAGCUCCCAUGUUCUCAUCUUCUACUGUGGCCCUCCGAACAACGAAGCCCGGGUGAAGGAAAUCGGUCGCAAACUCGUGGCUGCCUUUCCACCGCCUACGAAAAUCAUCUAUUAUAAAUCGGACGAACAGACUGAAGGAGGAACUCGUGCCACGGGGCAGAAGAAGAAUUCCAAAUACAGCUUGACGGACUGUGUUGUGCGUCCUAAUCAGGUUCGUGCUCGCGAUGUGCCAAGCAAGGACGGAGAAGAGGCCAAGAACUCGACGGGUGCGACUCGUUCGUUGGAGGGAGCACCGAAGGCCAACGCAGUCCGGGACGACGAGAAUGACGAUAUCGUGUUCAUUCAAGAUGUCAAGAAGGCAAAAACCAACUGACUGUUUUUUUUGCGUGGUGAGAAGUUGGAAACUUGGGGCGAUGGUAUACCGUGGAUGAUUUCGAAGGUCUUGAGUCGUUAGUUCAGUUUAGUCUAGUUGUUGCAUUGUUUUCCUCUUUCAGCUAGUACUAGUACGUCUUUUGUUGUUUCAUGUAUUUUUUGAUACGAUGAUAGGUGGAUUAGUUUCAGAUUCGGUCGAAAUGGUGGGGUUGCACCAUUGCAUUAGACUUUGUAAUCUCGGUCUCCUUUGCACAUUUUUUAUCGGGAUGUGAAACCUGAUUUCAGUGAUUUGGUAGUCGUGCAGCAGUGAAUUAAUUUUGAUUUUUGAAUCUAACCUGCUUUUGUUGCUAAUUGUUGGUGAUGGGAAUACUGAUUUUGGGGAUUUUUAUGACUAAUAAAAUCAAGUUUCAGGAAUGCAACCAGGCUGAACCAGCU
Messenger RNA from Paramacrobiotus metropolitanus, 1301 nucleotides. RefSeq lists its product as uncharacterized. The transcript is spliced from 2 exons. The record is from RefSeq and is a predicted model, not a curated record. Lineage: Eukaryota; Metazoa; Tardigrada; Eutardigrada; Parachela; Macrobiotidae. The coding region runs from base 262 to 867 and encodes 201 amino acids.